This is a messenger RNA of Cavia porcellus (domestic guinea pig), 3424 nucleotides long. It is a transcript of the gene Mtm1, whose product is annotated as myotubularin 1. Gene Ontology annotation, cellular component: cytoplasm; membrane. The coding region runs from base 82 to 1881 and encodes 599 amino acids. Gene Ontology annotation, biological process: muscle cell cellular homeostasis; negative regulation of autophagosome assembly; mitochondrion distribution. The transcript has 15 exons. Gene Ontology annotation, molecular function: phosphatidylinositol-3-phosphate phosphatase activity; phosphatidylinositol-3,5-bisphosphate 3-phosphatase activity. Lineage: Eukaryota; Metazoa; Chordata; Mammalia; Rodentia; Caviidae. The record is from RefSeq and is a predicted model, not a curated record.
AUCCUGGAGGGGGCGGAGCAGGGCCCGGGAGCCGAGCAGCCUGGCAACGGCGGAGGCGCCUGGAGCCCGAGAGUUUCCAGCAUGGCCUCUGCAUCAACUAAGUAUAAUUCACACUCGUUGGAGAAUGAAUCUAUUAAGAGGACAUCUCAAGAUGGGCUCAAUCAGGAUCUCAAUGAGACUGUUCCUCGACUCCCAGGAGAAACACUGAUUACUGACAAAGAAGUUAUUUACAUAUGUCCUUUCAAUGGCCCCAUUAAGGGAAGAGUUUACAUCACAAAUUAUCGUCUUUAUUUAAGAAGUUUGGAAACGGAUUCUGCUCUAAUACUUGAUGUCCCUCUGGGUGUGAUCUCAAGAAUUGAAAAAAUGGGAGGCGCGACAAGUAGAGGAGAAAAUUCCUAUGGUCUAGAUAUUACUUGUAAAGAUAUGAGAAACCUGAGGUUCGCACUGAAGCAGGAAGGCCACAGUAGGAGAGACAUGUUCGAGACCCUCACGCGAUACGCCUUCCCUCUGGCCCACAGUCUGCCAUUAUUUGCAUUUUUAAAUGAAGAGAAGUUUAAUGUGGAUGGGUGGACUGUUUAUAAUCCAGUCGAAGAGUACCAGCGGCAGGGCCUGCCCAACCACAACUGGAGGAUAACGUUCAUCAACAAGUGCUACGAGCUCUGCGAGACAUACCCGGCCCUGCUCAUGGUUCCCUAUCGCACCUCGGAUGAAGACCUCAGGAGGGUCGCCGCCUUCCGAUCCCGAAACCGAAUCCCGGUGCUGUCAUGGAUUCAUCCUGAAAACAAAACAGCCAUUGUGCGGUGCAGUCAGCCUCUUGUUGGUAUGAGUGGAAAACGAAACAAAGAUGAUGAGAAAUAUCUCGAUGCCAUCAGGGAGACUAAUAAACAGAAUUCUAAACUCACCAUCUACGAUGCAAGACCCAGUGUAAAUGCAGUGGCCAACAAGGCAACAGGAGGAGGAUAUGAAAGUGAUGACGCGUAUCACAAUGCCGAACUGUCCUUCUUAGACAUUCAUAAUAUUCAUGUUAUGCGGGAAUCCUUAAAAAAAGUGAGAGACAUUGUUUAUCCUAAUGUAGAAGAAUCUCACUGGUUGUCCAGUUUGGAGUCUACUCAUUGGUUAGAACAUAUCAAGUUGGUGCUGACUGGAGCCAUUCAAGUCGCAGACAAAGUUUCUUCUGGGAAGAGCUCGGUGCUGGUGCACUGCAGUGAUGGCUGGGACAGGACCGCUCAGCUGACGUCCCUGGCCAUGCUGAUGUUAGACAGCUUCUAUAGGAGCAUCGAAGGGUUUGAAGUCCUGGUCCAGAAAGAAUGGAUAAGCUUUGGACAUAAAUUUGCAUCUAGAAUAGGUCACGGUGAUAAAAACCACGCUGAUGCUGAUCGAUCUCCUAUUUUUCUUCAGUUUAUUGAUUGUGUAUGGCAGAUGUCAAAACAGUUCCCUACAGCCUUUGAAUUCAAUGAACGCUUUUUGAUUACAAUUUUGGAUCAUCUGUAUAGUUGCCGAUUUGGUACUUUCUUAUUCAACUGUGAAUCUGCUCGGGAAAGACAGAAAGUCCCAGAAAGAACAGUUUCUUUAUGGUCAAUGAUCAACAGCAAUAAAGAGAAAUUCAAAAACCCCUUCUAUACGAAAGAAAUCGAUCGAGUUUUAUAUCCAGUUGCCAGUAUGCGUCACUUGGAACUCUGGGUGAAUUACUAUAUUAGAUGGAACCCCAGAAUCAAGCAACAACAGCCAAACCCCGUGGAGCAGCGCUACAUGGAGCUUCUGGCCUUGCGUGACGACUAUAUCAAGCGGCUGGAGGAGCUGCAGCUCGCCAACUCCGCCAAGCUGUCCGACCCCCCGACCUCCCCAUCGCAAAUGAUGCCCCACGUGCAAACCCACUUCUGAGGGGGAACCCUGGCACUUGUUUGAGCUCAGAAUAAAGGAAGCAGUUGUGGGCAUCUGUACAAAGUAGAUUAAACUAUUUGCCUCCAUGUAGAACUUGAACUAACCUUAUCUUAAAUCUUGAAGACGUGCCUUCUAGAAUACCCAUUACAAGAAAACUGCAGUGUCCCCGCGGCAAUCAGAAGAAAGGAGCCAAGAGGAGGUUCUGGAAAAUCCUAACACCUUUAGAAAGCAGUUUUUGAAAGAUAAAAUUUAAUUUAUCUCUGUAGAAAUGCUACAUAUAUAUAUGUGUUUUGUGAGCUUAAUUGCAACUGUAUUAUUUUAAAUCAGAGGGGGAAAAUGUUUGUCAAGGGGAUUUUCCUUAUGAUGCUUAUAAUACAGCAGUUGCUUCGGAUUCUCGGAGAUGAAUCCAAAUGUGAAAGGUGGGUGUGACCAUCAAAACCAAACUAAUCUCAGCUCACUCAGCAUUCUCCAGAAGCAAAGUGUUAAACAAUUGCCAACUUUCACACCAUCCUAAGUGGUGACUUGAGAAAUACUGUCUCUGUUAGGUGAGUUGUUCAUUAUUUUGAAUUUUUGGAGUUUUCCCCUAAUUUUCAAAAGAAGCAUAUUUUUAUAUUAAACCGAUGGGACCCAGUUAAAUAUGAUUUGAUAUUUCUUCACGUUGCCAGCUCUACUUUCUAGACUCUCUCAUGAGCUUGCCCAAAACUCUGAAUUAUUUUCAGGUUGGGGCAAACCCCAUAUAUAACACUGUUUGAUGUACAGCACUGUGUAAAUGUUGGGUUUCUCCUGCUGCUUUGGUGAAUGUUUGCGCAAAUACGGCUCUAGUCAGUGCAGCCCAUCUGCCGGAAUGUAGGGUUAACCAUCUCGGGUGCAUGAGCUACUGCUAGAGCAUCAUUCUUUGACAUAAAUGCCCCAGAUGUACAUUUGUGGACUGUAUUCUUGGAAGUAUUUUGUUUAUGUAUUUCAGUUUAAAUGGUGUUGGGUUUCCCUCCCCCAAAGCGUGCAUAAAAACUGGUUCUACAAAUUUUUACUUGAAAUACCGGGCAGUUUGCUUUUUCAGGUUGUUUUAUUUUGUUUGUUUUGUAGUAUUAAAUGAAAUUUAAAGUGCACAGUUGUAUUUGAUAUUUGAGCUAAUUCAUUUAGUAAGUAUAUUUGUAAAUGCUAAAGCUAGAGUUAAAACAAUUAAUGUGUUUUACAAUGAUUUGUAAAGGACUAUUUAUAGCUAAUAUGGUUUUGUUUUCAAUGAAUUAAGAGAUUAAAUAUAUCUUUGUAAAUUAUUUUAUGUCAUAGCUUAAUUGCUGUACCAAAUAAGACAUCUCAAAUAUAGUAGUAUAAUGUAUGAAUUUUGUAAUUAUAAGAAAUUUUACUAGACAUUCUCUUGCUUUUUGUAAACGCUGUAAAUAUUUCGUAAAUUAACAAAGUGUCACUUCAUAAAAAGAAAAAUGCUAAUACUAAUUGCUUAAAGAAUUUUGUGAAAUUUCCUGAGAAUUUUUCAUUGCAAUAACGACUAGAGACCUGCUGUAAUAAAUAUAUUAACUAAAACCUA